Molecule: messenger RNA, 1456 nt
Organism: Nicotiana attenuata
Lineage: Eukaryota; Viridiplantae; Streptophyta; Magnoliopsida; Solanales; Solanaceae
Product: probable magnesium transporter NIPA8
Exons: 2
Coding region: 142-1029 (295 amino acids)
Biological process (GO): magnesium ion transport
Cellular component (GO): membrane
Molecular function (GO): magnesium ion transmembrane transporter activity
Source: RefSeq, a predicted model, not a curated record
UUUUUCAACGCAUUCAUUCAAUCGAUUUCAUCCAUGAAAUGGUUCCAGUAUAAUGUCAAAGGUGUUGGAUCAAAAAUUGCUUUAGGUCGCAGAUGAAAUGGUUCCAGUAUAGUUUGAGGGAAUUCCUUACUUGUUUCAUCCAUGGGGGAGUGGGUAAUUGCAGCCAUUAUCAAUUUGUUAGGAAGCAUUAUCAUUAACUUUGGAACCAACCUCCUUAAAUUAGGCCACCAUGAGAGAAAGAAACACUCUAUGAAUGUAAAAGUUCCAAUCAAGAAGCCCAUUAUAUACUUCCAAACAUGGAGAAUUGGUAUAUUAUUCUUUGCAAUAGGAAAUUGUCUCAAUUUCAUUUCAUUUGGAUAUGCUGCUCAAUCACUUCUAGCAGCUUUAGGAUCUAUACAAUUCGUCUCCAACAUCGUUUUCGCCUACUUUCUUUCGAACAAAACAGUGACAAUCAAAAUAGUAUUAGCCACUGCCUUUAUUGUUGUUGGUAACAUAUUCCUUGUAGCCUUUGGCAAUCACCAGUCCCCUGUUUACAUGCCAGAGCAAUUGGCUGAAAAUUACACAAACAUUACAUUCCUUCUUUACUGUCUUACUUUGGUCUUAGUUAUUGCUCUACAUCAUUCAAUAUACAAGAGAGGAGAAGGCCAAAUGCUGGUUCCAUUUUCAUAUACAGUUGUUUCAGGUACAGGUGGAUUUUGGAUGGCGAGGUUAAACGAAGGACUUUCGCGCUUUGAUGCAAUACUUAUUGUCCCUAUGUUUCAAAUAGCUUGGACUUUUUUCUCCAUUUGUACUGGAUUUGUGUACUUUGAGGAAUACAAGGUGUUUGAUACUUUGAGAACAACAAUGUUCAUUCUUGGAAUGAUUUCUGUGUUUGUUGGCAUUUAUUUGCUAGCACCUGAAGAUGAUGAAUCAUAUUCAAAAGGAGGUGAAGUACUCAAGGAUGAGAAGAGGUUGUUCAUGUCAUCUCAAGACUCCCAAAUUAAGGAUAUAGAGAUCAUUUGGACAAGUUAUGGUGAUGAAAGCUGCUAACAUGAUUGGACCAAAUUCUCAUUUGAAGACGACGCUGUCGUAUAGGCGCAAUCAGGAUUUCAACGUUAUGGGUUCUGAAUUUUAGAACGACAAUUUUAAGUGUUAAUAAUUGGAUUCUACAUAUUUAAUGAAUUUCUCAAUACAAAUACAUUUUUUGAGCAAAAACUACAGAAUUCAGUCGAACAUGUAGACGGGCUUCUAGCUCCGCCCUUGGAUGGUGAGACGAUCUUGGAGACAACUGCAAUGCUGCACCAGGGUAUCAACUUGGACUAUGAGGGGGGUGACAUUGGUUCGUGGUGACGGACAUGACAAUGGCACGGGCAGAAAGGCUUUGUUGAAUCCCUUUCGUUGUCAAAAUUAUAUCUUGUAUAUAAGAUAAAUACAUUUUUUUUUUUGUAUAUAUUGAAAUUUUGGAAUUCCUUUCACA